Messenger RNA from Microthlaspi erraticum, 1647 nucleotides. The record is from the annotation of a GenBank genome assembly. NCBI's taxonomy places the organism in Eukaryota, Viridiplantae, Streptophyta, Magnoliopsida, Brassicales, Brassicaceae.
AUGCGGGCUUUGGUAUGGAGGUCUGAGCAUCAGUUGACGAACAGAUUUCUGGAGGGACUUCGCAAGGAUAUUCGGACUCUAUGCAGGAGUAGUAUGCACACUUCGAGGGCGAGUCUGGUAGAGUUGGCCGCGUCGGUUGAGGCGGAUCUUGGUGGGCCAGUUGGUCCGGUGGCUGUGCCGUCAGCAGUUGCUUCUGCUACCCAGCCUCGGGGUCAGCAUCAGCAGCCGCGACAGCAGCAGCAGCAGCAGCGCAGAGGUGGUUCGAGUUUCAGUUCUGGUUCUGGCAGGGGCGGUUUGCCUGCGCAGGGUCAGAAGAGGAGUAGAGAGGAGUUUUCUGAGAGAGUCAGCACCGAGGUGUGCUACUACUGCAAGGAGCCUGGGCAUAUCAAGCCCAUGUGUCCUAAGUUGCGGAGUAUGUCGGUGGCUUCGGUUCAGCCAGUAGCGGCUCAGCCAGUGAGUCAGAUCGCAGCAGUGCAGCCGUUGGGUCAGAUUGCACCGGCGCCGCGGGGUUACUCUUCGGUGGAGACUGGCGGGACUAGUCAGACCGGACAGAUCACAGGGACCUUGUUAGUGGGCGGUUUUGAGUCCCACGUUUUAUUCGACUCUGGAGCAUCGAAUUGCUUCAUUACACCGGAGCGUGCCGAGAAGAGUGGCAUCCGGAGUAGCGCGGGCGAGAGCGCGGGCAUGGUCAAGGUGGCGGGAGGUGGAUUCUUGUCUACUUUGGGCCGUGCUAGAGGAGUCGAGAUCGAGAUUGCGGGGCAGUCAAUGCCAGCAGACUUAGUCAUCAGUCCGGUGGAGCUGUAUGACGUUAUUCUCGGGAUGGACUGGUUGUCACACUACAGAGUUCAUCUGGAUUGCUACAGAGGUAGAGUGGUCUUCGAGCGAGAUGCAGGGAGGUUGGUUUAUCAGGGAGUGAGACCGACUUCCGGGAGUAUUGUGAUAUCUGCUAUUCAGGCCGAGCAGUUGUUAGAGCGGGGCUGUGAGGCGUAUCUGGCGACGAUUUCUAUGUCUGAGUCAGGAGCUGGAGUUGUUAUGGGAGAUAUUGAGGUUGUCCAGGAUUUUGAGGAUGUCUUUCAGUCACUGAAGGGAUUACCACCAUCUCGGUCUGAUCCUUUCACGAUUGAGUUAGAGCCGGGGACAGCACCGAUAUCGAAGACGCCUUACAGGAUGGCGCCAGCUGAGUUGGCAGAGCUGAAGAAGCAGAUAGAGGACCUUUUGUCUAAGGGGUUCAUUCGACCAAGUGUUUCACCGUGGGGAGCACCGGUGUUGUUUGUGAAGAAGAAGGAUGGCAGUUUCAGACUUUGUAUCGAUUACAGAGGUCUUAACCGAGUCACUGUGAAGAACAGGUACCCACUCCCGAGGAUUGAUGAGUUUGGAUCAAUCCCGAUAGAUGAGGCAGAUGUCAGGAAGACUGCUUUCAGGACGCGUUAUGGGCAUUUUGAGUUUGUGGUUAUGCCUUUCGGUUUGACUAACGCGCCGGCAGCCUUCAUGAGAUUGAUGAACGACGUGUUCAGGGAGUAUUUGGAUGUGUUCGUCAUCAUUUUCAUUGAUGAUAUUCUGGUAUACUCGAGGAGUCAGGAGGAGCAUGCGACUCACUUGAGGUUGGUUCUGGAGAAGCUUCGGGAGCAGAAGCUUUUGCUAAGUUGA